UGGUCGGCGGUACUUCACCUUCAGUGGCAUUGACUUGGACUGUGUCCCUUUCUUUGAAAAUGGAACCCCCAUCCAAGCGCUCGCGCAAGUUGCUCGACGACGAUAGCUCCAGCGACUCAGGAGAUGAGUCUGGCGGAGUUCCCAUCACCAACGAGGACAUUACGUUCAAGAUCAACGAAGACUAUGCGCGUCGCUUUGAAUACAACAAGAAGAGAGAAGAGAAGCAGCAACUGGAGUCGAAAUUCGGCAAAUCCUCUGUGCUCGGAAAACGUCGUGACCGCGAUGGUGAAGAUGAGUCCGGCAACUCGGAAGAUGAUUCUUCUGAUGAGGAGGAAGAUGAGGACGGAGAACUGGCCACCACCGCUCUGGAUGCCGAGAUCAUGGCCACCUUGAAAGCGAUCAGAUCGAAAGACCCUCGGGUGUAUGAUACCAACACCACCUUCUAUACCCCGCUCGAUGAGGAGGCGACCGCCGAAAGCUCUGGAAAGAAAGAAAAGCCCAUGACCCUUCGUGAUUACCAUCGUGAGAACCUAUUGAGUGGCGCCAACCUGGCAGAUGAAGAGACAACGGAAGCGCCCAGGACCUACGCCCAGGAGCAGGAGGAAUUGAAAAACGCAGUUGUCAGGGAAAUGAACGCUGCCACUGCUGGUAAAGACGCAUCGGAUGAUGAGGAUGACGACGACGACGACUUCCUUGUUGCCAAAUCAAAGCCCGAGCCUAUCCCAGCGCCCAAGACAGAUGUCAAUGUUGAUGUCGAGAAUGCGGACAAGGAUCCGGAGACUUUCCUUUCGAACUUCUUGUCGGCGAGAGCAUGGAUACCUGCUGGAAGAUCCGAACUCCAACCUUUCGAGUCUGACGAUGAAGAGGAGGAUCAACGGGCAGACGCUUUCGAGGAGGCAUACAACUUCCGCUUUGAAGAUCCCAGCAAAAUCAAUGCCACGUUGAUCACUCAUUCCCGUGACACGACCAACAAACAAUCGGUCCGCAGAGAAGACAAGAGUAGCCGGAAGAAGCGCAGAGAUGCUGAGCAGCAGCAGAAGGACGAGGAGAAGAAGCAGCGUGAUACCGAGAAGAACCGCCUUCGGAAGCUCAAGAUGGAAGAGCUUCAGGAGAGGGUCAGCCAGAUCAAGGAGGUUGCGGGUAUUCGUGCAUCUGAGAUGACCGACGAAGAUUGGGCUGGCUUCUUGGAUGCCGCCUGGGAUGACAAGGAUUGGGAGAAGGAAAUGCAGAGGCGUUUCGGUGAAGACUACUAUGCGGAGGACGACAAGGCAGGAAGUGGAGAUGAGUCAGGGCAUAAGAAGAAGCGCCCGAAGAAGCCCACGUGGGACGACGACAUUGAUAUCAAGGAUCUCGUUCCGGACUUCGAUGACGAGGAGAAGCCUGUCUUGGGUGGCUCUGAUGUCGAGAUGGAGGAUGGCGAUGAGGAGGCCUCUGGAAGCAACAAGAAGAGUAAGGCGCAGGAGAGGCGAGACCAGAAGCGUGAAGCCCGCAAAGACCGACUUCGUAUCGAGGAGGCCUUGGACCGCAACUUGGAUCUCGACAUUAGCCUUCUCCCGGGUGCGACCAGAAAGAAUGCCACUGGAUUCCGAUACCGCGAAACCUCGCCCCAGAGUUUCGGGCUGACUGCACGAGAUAUCCUCAUGGCCGAUGACACCCACCUCAAUCAAUUUGCGGGCCUGAAAAAGCUUGCUUCAUUCCGUGACCCUGAAAAGAAGAACCGGGAUCAGAAGAGGCUGGGCAAGAAGGCGAGACUAAGGCAAUGGCGCAAGGAUACGUUUGGUGACGAAGAAGGCCCUAAGAUUCCUGAGCAAGGCCCAAGUGCGCCUACGCCGAAGGAGGAUGCAGACAAUGUUGAUAUCCGCGAUGGUGAACCCAAGAAGAAGAGGAGAAAGAGGUCUAAGAAGCAGUGAGGGCGCUUUUUCUAGUAUAAAUGGCUUACAGCAGAUGGGUCUAUUGUCUAUAUAACGGCGUAUCAAUGUCAAUGCUGCUGGCUUUGUUAAUAAGUGGUUCAAAAGUUUGAAAAUAUAUUCCCCUAGCCUUGACUUGCAUACUAGUAUAGACCUGUCUCUUCAUAUGUUUCUAUAUGGGAAAUGAAAUAUCAGUCUGUUGC
Aspergillus sclerotioniger CBS 115572 is the source of this 2110-nucleotide messenger RNA. Its product is annotated as KRI1 family protein. Gene Ontology annotation, biological process: endonucleolytic cleavage in ITS1 to separate SSU-rRNA from 5.8S rRNA and LSU-rRNA from tricistronic rRNA transcript (SSU-rRNA, 5.8S rRNA, LSU-rRNA). Gene Ontology annotation, cellular component: 90S preribosome; nucleolus. Bases 60 to 1910 code for a protein of 616 amino acids. Lineage: Eukaryota; Fungi; Ascomycota; Eurotiomycetes; Eurotiales; Aspergillaceae. The transcript has 2 exons. The record is from RefSeq and is a predicted model, not a curated record.